Molecule: messenger RNA, 5233 nt
Organism: Phyllopteryx taeniolatus (common seadragon)
Lineage: Eukaryota; Metazoa; Chordata; Actinopteri; Syngnathiformes; Syngnathidae
Gene: slc6a5
Product: solute carrier family 6 member 5
Exons: 15
Coding region: 30-2345 (771 amino acids)
Biological process (GO): sodium ion transmembrane transport; glycine import across plasma membrane; synaptic transmission, glycinergic
Cellular component (GO): membrane
Molecular function (GO): glycine:sodium symporter activity
Source: RefSeq, a predicted model, not a curated record
ACAAUUUGUCGUGCUCAUCCCGCACGUCCAUGUUCCAGGACGACCAGAGAAACAUGGCCAAACAACCGGUGGCCCACAUCCCCACGCAGCAAUCGGACGGAAGUGCGGAAUUGCCAGCCAACAAGCCCGAAAUCGCAUCCCCUCAGCCGGCCGCUCCUCAGCACAACCACCCGGCGCCUCAGCCGCCGGCUCUAUGCAACGAGAGCCAAACUUUUUGUCCCACGGAAAAUAUACCGGGAGCACCGGACGGCAAUAAAGCAUAUGGGACGUUCAAAAACAACCCAGCGGUGGUCCAAGCGUCUAUGACGGCCAAUUCGGCCUUUGGCAAGGAGCCCCCCAUUUCGUCCUGCGGAGAUGGGGCGCAGUACGCGGAGCAGAACAACACCGGGUCCAAGUGGACCCCUUUGAGCCAGACCACCGUCAUACUGGGGGUUGAUGGCAACAUGUCUGUUCGAGCCGGCUCCCUGUCCCGGGCUGAAGGUGAUGACGACGAGGGAGGGGAUGAGAACAAGGCCAGGGGAAACUGGUCCAGUAAAGUGGAUUUUAUCCUCUCCAUGGUUGGCUAUGCUGUGGGACUGGGGAACGUGUGGAGGUUUCCUUAUCUUGCCUUCCAGAACGGUGGAGGUGCAUUUUUGAUCCCUUACCUGACAAUGUUGGGGAUCGCCGGCAUCCCCAUCUUUUUACUGGAAGUGUCCCUGGGCCAAUUUGCCAGCCAGGGCCCCGUGUCGGUGUGGAAGUGCAUCCCGGCACUGCAAGGUUGCGGGAUGGCCAUGUUGAUAAUAUCUGUCUUGAUAGCCAUAUACUAUAAUAUUAUUAUGUGCUGGACACUGUACUACCUGUUCGCUUCGUUGAAGGGCUCACUGCCAUGGGCUAACUGUAGGAAUGCGUGGAACACGGUGGAUUGUAAGGACAAAGACAUGCUGCUCUUAGACUCCUGCAUCUUGCGGGACAGGAACUUCACCUCGAUCAAGAACUCCUCUUUUUGUUUGUCUGCCCACACUGUUGGAAACCUGAGCAAACUAUUAAACAUGGCAGUGGAAGGCGGAAAGACGUAUGUCAGCCCCAGUGAGGAGUACUUCAAGUACAAUGUGCUGCACAUCUCCAAAGGCAUCGAAUACCCGGGAGACAUUCGCUGGCCUCUGGCAGGCUGUCUGUUUCUGGCCUGGGUCAUUGUCUACGCCUCUUUGGCCAAGGGAAUCAAGACAUCAGGAAAGGUGGUGUAUUUCACAGCCACUUUUCCCUACGUGGUGCUGGUGAUCCUGUUGAUCAGAGGCGUGACCCUCCCCGGGGCUGCUGAUGGUAUUCUCUACUUCAUCACACCAAAGUGGGAGAAACUUAUGGACGGGAAGGUGUGGAAAGAUGCAGCCACUCAGAUCUUUUUCUCUCUGUCUGCUGCUUGGGGAGGCCUGAUAACACUCUCGUCCUACAAUAAGUUCCACAAUAACUGCUACAGGGACACCAUGAUAGUGGUGUGUACCAACAGUGCCACCAGUAUAUUUGCUGGCUUCGUCAUCUUUUCUGUCAUUGGUUUCAUGGCACAUGAGUUGGAUGUGCCAAUUGAUAAGGUGGCAGACGAAGGUCCAGGCAUAGCAUUCGUGGUGUAUCCAGAGGCUCUGACCAGACUUCCUCUAUCUCCAUUCUGGGCUAUCAUCUUCUUUCUCAUGCUCCUGACUCUUGGCCUGGAUACCAUGUUUGCAACCAUUGAGACCAUUGUGACCUCUGUGUCGGACGAGUUCCCCAAAUACUUGAGGAAGCACAAACCUCUCUUCACACUGGUCUGCUGCCUCACCUUUUUCCUCCUGGGAUUUCCCAUGAUCACAGAGAAUGGCAUGUACAUGCUACAGUUGGUGGACACUUACGCAGCCUCCUACUCCUUGGUCAUCAUUGCCAUUUUUGAGCUAGUGGGGAUUUCUUAUCUGUAUGGGCUGCAAAAGUUUUGCGAGGAUAUCGAAAUGAUGAUUGGUUUUCAGCCCAAUAGCUUCUGGAGACUCUGCUGGGCCUUUGUAACACCAACCAUUCUGACGGGCAUCUUGAUUCUGAGUCUUUCUCAGUGGAGUGUGAUGACAUAUGAGAACUACACCUACCCCACCUGGUCUAUGGUGCUGGCAUGGCUAAUGGUUAUCUGUUCUGUUAUCUGGAUCCCCAUCAUGUUUGUCAUCAAGAUGUACCUCGCUCCUGGCACCUUAAUUGAGCGUCUGAAGCUGGUUUGCUCCCCUCAGCCAGACUGGGGUCCCUUCCUGAUGAAGCACCGUGGAGAACGCUACAAGAACAUGAUCGACCCACUGGGAACCAGCUCCCUUGGCCUCAAAUUGCCCCCUACGGACUUCCAACUCCGUGCCCUUUAGUAACAGCAGCCACAGGAGAGCUCUAACCUUGGGUGGGGGUGCGAGGCAGAGGAACCCUUUUCUUCCCCACCUUCCCUCUGCCUCUUUUCCACUAUAUGCUUCAGCGCCUUCUCCCUUUGCCUUCCUCCUCGUCUUAAUUUGGGAAUAGUCACCUUCUCCUCCUCCUUCCUCUUCUACUUCCCUACUCACGCUUGUUUCAGGGAGGAGGGGCUGCCCCGGUGGAAUCCUCUCCACCACUGCUGCUUUGUGCUCAGUUGCUGUUCUCUCAUUGUCUCCCACUCAUGACUACUGAUUUCACCACCACCUUCGGUGGGACUGAUUCCUUGUGACCGAUUCUCAUAAAUGGACAGAGCUGCAAUCUGCAAUACUUUAGCUCCUUCCGAUCAAGUCAUAUGUGUAUGUGGGUGUGUGUGCGCGUGCGUGCGUGCGUGCGUGCAACCAUGUUUGUGCGGAAAAAAAUAAUAGUCUCAGCACAAGCAGACACAAGAAAAUAGUCUUCAGUGACAGUGAGAAUGGCUCAAAAAGCUUGGCAAGUUUGUGCCAUCCAUAUUGCCAGUGCAAAUAUUAAGACUGCCCCUUAAUAUUUACAAGAACAGUAUGUGGUUCUUUAAUUUUACUUUUCAUCCCAGCAUUGUUUGUUUAUAGUAACCACUGCUUUGCUGCUGUUGCUCUUACAAAUAGUGAUAGGAAGUGGAGAAUAGAAAAUCAGGAAUUUGUGCCUCCUUGGUCCGUGUAGAGCAGUCAAUGCAUUGUGAUCUCCACUUUCAUUAGAUAGACUUUGGCCUCGGAUGAGACUGCAGUCUCAUAUAUGCUUGGGUCGAUAUUUCUUUUUUUUCCUCAAUUAAAUCAUCUUGUAUGUAUCUUAUCUCUGUAAAAUGUAAGUCAUCCCAAUCCAACUUUUAGUUGAAAAUAUAGAAGCCAUUUAACCUUUUUACAUAAGCCUGAUAGUCACUGUGCAUCUAUUGUAGACAGUAUAUAUUGCAGUAGGCUAUUGUAUGUGUUGUGACUUUAAUAGCAAUUUGUGAAAACACAAUGUGCAUUGCAGUAAUAGCCUCACCCACAGAAUAAGAUGAUAUAUAUAUAUAUAUAUAUAUAUGUAUAUAUAUAUAUAUAUAAUGUGGAUAUAGAUGAAUAUAUCUUUAACUUUGAGCAGAGGAGAGAGCUGGCACGACAGAUUGAAUGUGUGCGUGUUGUCUUUGUAUAUGUACAAAGUGUUGGUUUUGUGUGUAUUGUCACUUGUCACGUCUCACAACACUCACAGCAGCUGUUACAUGUGAUAGGCCAGAAAAAGGAUUCUCAUUUCCUGGAGUUGUUUUUGUCUGUUGUUUGCGAUAUACAGGUAGCUCUGGAGACCUCUCUGCCGUUUCGAAUGCUUCUCGCUUCUCUGUCCUCUUGAAAAUAGGGUCUCAGGUAUUCACUCCCAUCAAACGACUGCUCGUUGGAAGGGGAUUUGGUGGGAUUCGCAUACGCUAUGUGAAACGCGCACGGGAGAGUUUUCUCAAUAUUUCUACAGACAAAAAGCAAUGAAGAUACUGUAUCACCAAUAGGCAUUGUAUGUCAAAAUCAGUCUGGUUACCGUGCGUGUUUGGUCCACUGGCAAAUGACUGCAAGUAGUUGCGUUUUCCAUUUUUCUGAACAAAUUAUAAGCUAUAAAGAGUAUGUAAAUGCAUCAUACAUGUAGCUGAUAGGCACACGGUGCAGCCGCUGUAAAUAUAAACUGAAAAAAGAACUUGGAACAAAUUAUAUUCAGAUUGUGAAACCCAAACAAUGCACAUUGUGAAUGUAUGAACACACAUGAGUCUGAUUGGUGAAUAGCUUGCUUACUCCAGAGUGCUUUUAUUGAGCGCUUGUGUAUUGUGUAUGCUUGUUAGGGUGAUAUGCAGGAAUACAAGUUUCAAGAUAUCUAACCACAAAAGUUGAUGUGAUGUAGUGGAUUGUAUGUUCUCUGCAGACAACGCCUGAUAUGUAUUAUAAUGGGUAAAAGGGACACAUUAAUGUGUGUCCUUGUGUUUCACAUCUGCUUUUGAGGGAAAAAGGCACUAAAUGCACAUAGCUUCAUGAAAUAUGACAUUAAUAGGCUUGCAUGUGCAGUUUGUGUUGCUCAACUCAAUGUCCAUGUGUAGUAACUCCUCACUAAUAUAUGUCAAUGCAUGAUAAAUGAGCUUUCUCUUUACAUGAAACUGAAAUGAUCAGAGGUUGAAGAAACUAUUUACUUGAUAAUUUGAACUAAUCAAUGAAUUACAUAAAUAACUUUGCCUGCAAGUCAACCUUUGGCAGUAACCAAAGAAAGAAAUACAAAUGUAAAGAUAAAACAGAAGAAAAAGAUCAUGUGAUUUGUGUGUAGGAGGUUUAGCUACUGCCAUACAUGUUCCAUGCAGUAUAUCUUGGUGUUUGCCAAUAUGUUACAAAACAUCUUCAGGUAACCAUUGGCCUUAUAGAUGUCUCAUAAUAGUACAAAUAGUAUGUCUGUCUCAUGGUAUCAGUAUUCCUAUUGUCAGUUGAGUCAGUUUGGCACUUUACUGUGUGACCUAUGACUGCGUAGGUUAAAAUUCUAAUUACUUGAGUAAUGUCAUACAUUUCUGUUGUGUUCUCUGAGGCACAGCUGCCGAUGGAUAUAGAUAUCUGCCUCCAACAUGAAUAACUUGAUUUAGAAAUAGAGGUUAUAUAUAUAUAUGUUUUAGAAUUGGUGUAAGAUAUAAAAAUAAUAUAAUAUAAAAUAUAUAUGUGAAAUGCAUUUAUUUUCACUUGUCAUCAAUCUUUGAGGCCCUACCUCCAAUUUUGUAUUUGUGUAUAAAAAUGCAGUUGGAUAAUAACUUUACCAAUAAUACAUCGCUAUUAUACCAUGUAAUGUAUACCCUAUGAUGAAUAAACGUUAUUGUUUCCUUUCA